GCCGAAGUUUCAGAAAACCCCCUUCUUUCCUACCCCUUCUCUGUUCCCUCUACCCUUUUCCCCGCCUCUCGAGGUAAAAAACAGUGGUAACCGAUUAAUUUGACUGCCAUGGCCGCCAUGGAUCUGCAACUGCCUCCUGGAUUCCGCUUCCAUCCGACCGAUGAAGAGCUCGUCAUGCAUUAUUUGUGCCGGAAAUGCGCUUCACAAUCCAUUUCCGUUCCGAUUAUCGCAGAGAUUGACCUCUACAAGUACGAUCCGUGGGAUCUGCCAGGUAUGGCUCUGUAUGGUGAGAAAGAGUGGUACUUCUUUUCGCCUAGGGACCGGAAGUAUCCAAAUGGUUCGAGACCAAAUCGAGCGGCGGGGAGCGGUUACUGGAAGGCGACCGGAGCCGAUAAGCCGAUUGGCCAACCGAAGCCUGUUGGUAUAAAGAAGGCGUUGGUGUUUUACUCCGGCAAGGCUCCUAGAGGCGAAAAGACGAACUGGAUUAUGCACGAAUAUCGUCUUGCCGACGUCGACCGCUCUGCCAGGAAGAAGAACCACAGCCUUCGGCUGGAUGAUUGGGUACUGUGCCGCAUAUACAACAAGAAAGGUGCAAUCGAGCGGCAGCCGGCGCCGCCGAAGAUGACGAGUGCAGUGACGUCAGAGGAGGAUAUGAAGCCGGCGAUCCUGAAAGCGGUCCCGGAGGCAUCUCCGAUGGUGUACGACGACUUUAUGUACCUGGAUCCCUCGGAUUCGAUGCCGCGGCUGCACACAGAUUCGAGCUGCUCUGAGCACGUGCUGUCGCCGGAGGUGGAGAGCGCGCCGAAGCUGGCGGACUGGGAGAAGUCCGCCCUGGAAUUUCCGUUCAGCAGCUACUUGGACAGCUGCUCGCUCAUCGGCGGCUCGCAGUUUCCGGCGAACUAUCCGAUGGAGGACGUGAUGGAGUAUCUCUCCAAGCCCUUCUGAACCGGACCGGACCGGACCGGGUGGCUGUGCGCACGUGACACAGGAGACCUAGCUCUAUGACCGUGCACGUGACACCGCAACAAGAGAGCUGCUACUAGUAUUUACUAAUUACUGUCAGUAAUUUGGAAUUUGGUCUGGUUGAAAAUUGAAAUUCUUAGUAAAUAAAUACUCUACUAGUAUUUAUUGUUUAUCCCCCCAAGCUCUGAAAAAUAUAUAUGUAAGAAGGGAUGGAUGGAUCAUCUCUGAUGCGCUGUAUAUAUAUAUAUAUAUAUUUAAUUUUUUGUUGA
Messenger RNA from Andrographis paniculata, 1232 nucleotides. Its product is annotated as NAC domain-containing protein 2-like. Gene Ontology annotation, biological process: regulation of DNA-templated transcription. NCBI's taxonomy places the organism in Eukaryota, Viridiplantae, Streptophyta, Magnoliopsida, Lamiales, Acanthaceae. The coding region runs from base 109 to 945 and encodes 278 amino acids. Gene Ontology annotation, molecular function: DNA binding. The transcript is spliced from 3 exons. The record is from RefSeq and is a predicted model, not a curated record.